Messenger RNA from Rhizophagus irregularis DAOM 181602=DAOM 197198, 426 nucleotides. NCBI's taxonomy places the organism in Eukaryota, Fungi, Glomeromycota, Glomeromycetes, Glomerales, Glomeraceae. The record is from RefSeq and is a predicted model, not a curated record.
AAAAAUUACUUCAUUUUCUAAUAAAAAUACUGUCAAAAAGUAAAGGAAAUGGAGUCAUACCUACACCAGGAUGAGUUCGACGAAAAAAUACUAAAAGAAGUCAGCACUUUGGUGAAGAAAAAUUUCAAAAAUGCAAAAACCAGCUCGUCAGAAAAGUUACAAAACAAGCUUGAUAAAAUUUUCUUCAGAACACUACGGACACACAAAGUUUUAACCGAAAUAAGUGAAACUACGGGAAUAAGAGGAGAAACAGUGGAAAUACUAUUACGAGGUUGCUUGAGAUAUGCAUAUAAAGAAUAUGAUAAUAACGUUAAAAGGAUAGGGAACGAAAAUGUCAGCUUCGUUCAUGGCUGCGCCAGGCGCAGCAAAAAAAUCAGCCACAUGAAGAAGUACCAAAAAGAGUAAAUGAUAGUAAGUUUAAAGAAC